Messenger RNA from Chrysochloris asiatica (Cape golden mole), 1398 nucleotides. It is a transcript of the gene CATSPER2, whose product is annotated as cation channel, sperm associated 2. The record is from RefSeq and is a predicted model, not a curated record. Gene Ontology annotation, molecular function: calcium-activated cation channel activity. Gene Ontology annotation, cellular component: CatSper complex; membrane. The transcript has 12 exons. Lineage: Eukaryota; Metazoa; Chordata; Mammalia; Afrosoricida; Chrysochloridae. Gene Ontology annotation, biological process: sperm capacitation; transmembrane transport; flagellated sperm motility. Bases 1 to 1398 code for a protein of 465 amino acids.
AUGGACACUUACCAUCCAACAAAGCAUGUGCAGUUGCUCCGGGCCGAUGCCAUUCGGUCCCGUCUUGUUGAUACCUUCUCUCUCAUCGAGCAUUUGCAAGGCUUGAGCCAAGCUGUCCCACGGUACACCGUCUACGAGUUAUUUGAUCCUUCCCAGAAGAAGAAGCUUAUGGUGGGAGAUCAACAUCAGCUAGUGCGCUUUUCCAUAAAGCCUCGUCAUGUAGAGCAGAUUACACAUGCCCAAAGACUAAUGAGCAGGCUUCGGGUGCGAUGCAGUAAGAGACCACCUCUGUCUUUGUGGGCAGGAUGGGUCCUUGAACGACCUCUGUUUACAAAUUUUAUUAUCUUCCUCAUCUUUCUGAAUACAAUCGUACUGAUGGUUGAAAUAGAAUUGCUGGAAUCCACAAAUGCCAAACUGUGGCUCCUCAAGCUGAGUCUGGAGGUGGCAGCUUGGUUCAUCAUGCUUGUUUUUCUCUUUGAGAUCCUUCUUAUGUGGACAUUCAGCUUUUUCCUCUUCUGGAAGAAUACCUGGAAUGUCUUUGACUUUAUUGUCACCAUAUUGUCCCUGAUUCCGGAGGUUGUGGUGCUAGUAGGGGUGACAAGCCAGUCUGUAUGGCUCCAGUUGCUGAGGAUCUGCCGGGUGCUGAGGUCCCUCAAACUCUUUGCACGAUUCCCUCAAAUUCGAGUCAUUAUUUUGGCCUUGGUCAGGGCCCUCAAGACCAUGACCUUCCUCUUGAUGUUGCUACUCAUCUUCUUCUACAUUUUUGCUGUGGCUGGUGUCUACUUCUUUGAAGGCUACACCCAUUCAACUCGCCAGGACCUGCAGUACCAAAUGUUCUUCUCGGAUGUGCUAAAUUCCCUAGUGACGGUGUUUAUUCUCUUCACCUUGGAUCAUUGGUAUGCAUUGCUUCAAGAUAUCUGGAAGGUACCUGAAGUCAGCCGCACCUUCAGCAGCAUCUAUGUUGUCCUUUGGUUGUUGCUUGGCUCCAUUAUCUUUCGAAAUAUCAUAGUAGCCAUGAUGGUUACUAAUUUCCAGCAUAUCAGGAAUGAGCUGAAUGAGGAGAUGACAUAUCUGGAGGUUCAACACAAAGCCGGGAUAUUCAAGCGUCAGAUUAUCCAGAGGAGACAAAACCUCUUGUUACCCGAGACAAUAAGGUCAAGCCACAGCAAAAUUACUACUAGAGAUUCUGAAGGAGAUGACCAGUUAGACUGGGAGACUCAUGUGCAUCAGAAUCUGCCUGGGCUAAUGGAAAUGAAUCAGGAGGAACGUGUUGUUUGGCCCAGAGACUCACUCUUCCGGUAUUUUGAGUUGCUAGAAAAGCUCCAGUAUAACCUAGAGGAGCGUAAGCACUUGCAAGAAUUUGCAGUUCAGGCACUGAUGAACUUUGAAGACAAGUAA